This is a messenger RNA of Rhinichthys klamathensis goyatoka, 752 nucleotides long. Its product is annotated as coiled-coil-helix-coiled-coil-helix domain-containing protein 5. The record is from RefSeq and is a predicted model, not a curated record. Bases 145 to 453 code for a protein of 102 amino acids. NCBI's taxonomy places the organism in Eukaryota, Metazoa, Chordata, Actinopteri, Cypriniformes, Leuciscidae. The transcript has 4 exons.
CUUUGCACAUGUGCGUGUCUCUGCGUGGUGAUGUGCCGUCGAGAGUAACCUUCAGGAAACCGACUCGGUUUAAACGAGUCAAAAUCAAAGGUGUUCAACAUGCUAAUAAAACAUAUUUAACUGCAUAAUGACAGGCAGGCAGCGAUGGCCAUCACAACCAAAUACUGCCAGAAGGAGCUGGAGGAAUAUGGUGGCUGUGUUGUGUCUCAUCCAGCAUCAUGGCAAGAGAAGUGUCUAGACCUGAAGCUGAAGGUGGCACAGUGCACUUCAUCACAUCCUGUGAUAAGGAAGAUCCGAACAGACUGUGCCGGUGAGUUUUCUGUGUUUGAGAGCUGUCUGCGAGAGAACCAGAGCUCUGCCGAAGCGUGUCAACCUCGCCUCACCCGUUUCCUUGCCUGUGUUGAGACCGUCGACCUUUCAGGAAUAGCAAAUGCUGCGCCUCAGCCCACAUAGAUGUUUUCGCCAUUGUUCUGUCUAAUGAGGACAAUAGCACAGGUGUUUUAUACUCAAUACUGGGAAGAAAUGGAUAAUGGAAAUAUUGUAUAUGAAGAACUGCAACACACACACACACAAGAACAGAGCUAAAUCUUUUGCACUGAAAAGAUGCAAGAAAAGACUGUGUAAUGUGAUAUUAGAUUUUGUUUUUGUUUUGUUUUUGGAACUUUUCACACUAUUUAUGAGAGAAAUAAUUUUUAAAAGGUUUCCAUGAUAUUAAACCAUGAAGUUGCAAUAAAAAUAUGCAUUUCAGUUUU